Molecule: messenger RNA, 2342 nt
Organism: Nyctereutes procyonoides (raccoon dog)
Lineage: Eukaryota; Metazoa; Chordata; Mammalia; Carnivora; Canidae
Gene: PGM2
Product: phosphoglucomutase 2
Exons: 16
Coding region: 1-2043 (680 amino acids)
Biological process (GO): purine ribonucleoside salvage; carbohydrate metabolic process
Molecular function (GO): phosphopentomutase activity; magnesium ion binding
Source: RefSeq, a predicted model, not a curated record
AUGGGAGGAUUGAAAACAGGAGAGAUUGAUUUUUCUCAGUUAUUCGUGACCCUCGGGAUUUCUACACCAUUUUUAGGCUCCCGCGUGAGUUCACUCAUCCUUGGCCCCAGUCCUGACAAGGCCCCGCCCCCGCUCCCUGUCUGGCCGGAAGGGCCGUCGCGCCGCCUCCCCAACUGUGCUGCCGGCAGCGCGGGGAUGGCAGCGGCGGUCGCGGCGGCUCCGGGGGGCCCGAGCAUGGACCCCCGGCUGGACCAGGAGACGGCGCGGUGGCUGCGAUGGGACAAGAAUCCUUUAACUUCAGAGUCAGUGAAACAACUAAUUGCAGAUGGUAACAAAGAAGAACUAGAAAAAUGCUUUGGAGCUCGAAUGGAGUUCGGGACAGCUGGCCUUCGAGCUGCUAUGGGAACAGGAAUUUCUCAUAUGAAUGACUUGACCAUCAUCCAGACUACACAGGGAUUUUGCAGAUACCUGGAAAAACAAUUCAGUGAUCUGAAGCAAAGAGGUGUUGUGAUUAGCUUUGAUGCCCGAGCUCAUCCACCCAGUGGAGGCAGCAGCAGAAGAUUUGCCCGCCUUGCUGCAACCACAUUUAUCACUCAAGGGAUUCCUGUGUACCUCUUUUCUGGUAUAACCCCAACCCCCUUUGUGCCCUACACAGUGUCGCAUCUGAAACUUUGUGCUGGAAUCAUGAUAACUGCCUCCCACAAUCCAAAGCAGGAUAAUGGGUACAAGGUCUACUGGGACAACGGAGCUCAGAUCACCUCUCCUCAUGAUAAAGGGAUUUCUCGAGCUAUCGAAGAAAAUCUAGAGCCGUGGCCUCAAGCUUGGGACGAUUCUUUAAUUAAUGGCAGUCCACUCCUUCAUGACCCAAGUGCUUCCAUCAAUAAGAGCUACUUUGAAGACCUUAAAAAAUACUGUUUUCACAGGAAUGUGAACCGGGAGACUAAGGUGAAGUUUGUGCAUACAUCUGUCCACGGCGUGGGCCAUGACUUUGUGCAGUCGGCUUUCAAGGCUUUUGAUUUUGUUCCUCCCGAGGCUGUUCCCGAACAGAAAGAUCCUGAUCCUGAGUUCCCAACAGUGAAAUACCCAAAUCCUGAGGAGGGGAAAGGUGUCUUGACUUUGUCUUUUGCCUUGGCUGACAAAACCAAGGCCAGAAUCGUUUUAGCGAAUGAUCCAGAUGCUGAUAGACUUGCUGUGGCAGAAAAGCAAGACAGCGGUGAAUGGAGAGUGUUUUCAGGCAAUGAGUUGGGGGCCCUCCUGGGCUGGUGGCUUUUUACCUCCUGGAAAGAAAAGAACCAAGAUCACAGUGCCCUCAAAGACUUAUACAUGCUGUCCAGCACCGUCUCCUCCAAAAUCUUGCGGGCCAUUGCCUUAAAGGAAGGCUUUCACUUUGAGGAGACACUAACUGGCUUUAAGUGGAUGGGAAACCGAGCCAAACAGCUAAUAGACCAGGGGAAGAAUGUCUUAUUUGCAUUUGAAGAAGCUAUUGGAUAUAUGUGCUGCCCUUUUGUUCUGGACAAAGAUGGAGUCAGCGCCGCUGUCAUCAGCGCCGAGUUGGCUAGCUUUCUAGCAACCAAGAAUUUGUCUUUGUCUCAGCAGCUAAAGGCCAUUUAUGUUGAAUAUGGCUACCAUAUUACCAAAGCUUCCUAUUUUAUCUGCCAUGAUCAAGGCACCAUUAAAAAAUUGUUUGAAAACCUUAGAAACUACGAUGGGAAGAAUAAUUAUCCAAAAACUUGUGGCAGAUUUGAAAUUUCUGGCAUUAGAGACCUUACAACUGGUUAUGAUGAUAGCCAACCUGAUAAAAAAGCUGUUCUCCCUACUAGCAAAAGCAGCCAAAUGAUCACCUUUACCUUUGCUAAUGGGGGUGUGGCGACCAUGCGGACCAGUGGGACGGAGCCCAAAAUCAAGUACUAUUCAGAACUGUGUGCACCCCCUGGAAAUAGUGAUCCUGAGCAGCUGAAGAAAGAACUAAAUGAACUAGUCAGUGCUAUUGAAGAACAUUUUUUCCAGCCACAAAAGUACAACCUGCAACCGAAGGCAGAGUAAAAUAUUCUAGCCUUGGGCAUAAUUACAGUUAAGCUGAACUUCAUUCAUUCAGUAAUGUGUUUGAGGAACAAGUGACUUGAACAAUCACUACAAGCAUUUAUGCAUUUUUAAUAGACCUACAUUCUUCAUUCUAUUGUUGACCUUUAAGGUGAAUAAAGAAAAGAUGGACAAACCUAACAAACCAACAUUUCCUUUUACACGGUUGAGCCUGGGCAUUAUCUGAAUUAAAAAAUAAAGAUUUUUAAAAUAGCUAACUCAAAAAUAUAUUGUAAUUAGUAUGCUUUAAUCAGAAUAAAUCA